GCAUCAGCACUGCGGACCCUCCGAGCCCACACUGAGCCGUCACGAGUGGUGAAUUUAGGUCCAUCUCAGAGCCGUUCUGUGGUCAUCAUGGCUCUCCACGAAUAUGUUACCCAAGAGCAACUCUCAGGUUUUGAUAAAUAUAAGUACAGUGCAGUGGACUCCAACCCCCUCUCAAUCUACGUCAUGCACCCCUUCUGGAACUCGGUGGUGAAGGUCUUGCCCAGAUGGCUUGCCCCUAACCUCAUCACAUUUACAGGGUUCAUGUUCCUGGUACUCACCUUCACCUUACUGUCCUUCUAUGACUUUGACUUCUAUGCCUCAGCGAAAGGCCACACACAUGUGCCAAGUUGGGUGUGGAUAGCUGCUGGUUUUUUCAACUUUGUGGCCUAUACCUUAGAUGGUGUGGAUGGAAAACAGGCACGGAGAACAAACUCUAGCACUCCGCUGGGUGAACUAUUUGACCACGGCCUGGACAGCUGGGCAUGUGUGUUCUUUGUUGCUGCUGUCUACUCUGUGUUUGGACGGGGGGAUACCGGCGUCAGUGUAGUAACGCUGUAUUAUCUGUUAUGGGUUGUCCUGUUUUCCUUCAUACUGUCACACUGGGAGAAAUACAACACUGGAAUCUUGUUCCUGCCCUGGGGCUACGAUAUCAGCCAAGUGACCAUCUCUAUUGUGUACAUUGUAACAGCAGUGGUUGGAGUGGAGACGUGGCACAAACCUGCUAUCUGGAAUCUUCAUUACAGAGAUAUAUUCACUGUUAUGAUUGUCGGUUGUUUAUUUGUUGUAACGUUGCCCAUGAGCCUCUACAAUGUCUUGAAGGCAUACCGUAAUAACACCCUGAAGCACAGUUCGGCGUACGAGGCCUUGUUACCCUUUUUCUCUCCUGUCCUCUUGUUUGUGCUCUCUACACUGUGGAUCAGUCUCUCUCCCACAGACAUCGUCCAGCAGCAACCCAGAGUCUUUUAUCUCAUGGUGGGAACAGCCUUCUCCAAUGUUACUUGUAAACUCAUCGUAUGCCAAAUGAGCAAUACUCGAUGCAAGCCACUGACUUUGUUGUUGUUGCCGAUGGCAGCUGUUGUGUUGCUAGUGAUAUCUGGGACUGUGCAGCACAGUGAAACGGUCAUCCUGUACAUAUGGACCGCUAUAGUCCUCCUAACUCACAUACACUAUGGACUGUCAGUUGUACAGCAGUUGAGUGAUCAUUUUAAUAUAUAUGCUUUCUCACUGAAGAAGACUAACUCGGACUGACAAGAUGAGAAAAUCGGCCUGAAGGCUGCUGAGGUCUAAGCUAUCUCUGCAUACUCUUCAGCUAGCCGACGCUCACCAAUCACCAAGGUGACAUAGCUAACACCAGGAAACCAAAUUUUACUGACCAAACACGCCUUCUUUUUCUGAGGAUGCUGCUCCAUCAAGAUUGAUUGAGCCCAGAUAUGCAGCUGCACCACUUGACCCAAUGAGCCUGGAGGCUGAGCUCCACCACAGGGCUCACUGAGCCCAGAGGCAGAGCUGCUCCAAGGGGCCCACUGUGCUCAGGGGCAGAGCUGCAGCAUGGGACUCACUGAGCUCAAAAAUGCAGCUGCACAACAGGACCCACUGAGCCCAGGACCUACAGUGCCUAGACUGGCAGCUGCGUAACAGGGCCCAUUCUCUCAGAAAGAGCUGUAUUGUGUUGCUAGCUCCAAGUGGAGACUGUUUGAUUGUCACGUAUCUGUGAAGCUGAGGAUAUUCAUGUUUCCUAUGGAAAUGUGCUUUUCAGCUGAGAUACUAGGAGCCUUGAACAGCUGAUAUACUUGAGUGCACAGACGAGUCCAGCAUGCUCCAUCACACGUAGCAAAUCACAUGAUGUACACGCAAAUAAGAUGAUUGUCUUCAGCUUAGUUGACUUGAAGAUUUAAUUUUAAUUUAAUGUUGGCCUUGAUUGUUUUUUUUAACAAUUCACUGUAUGAUUGAAGCAAAAGAAGGCAUUACUGAUUUACAUUUCUAGAAAUUUUAAGCAGAUUGUAAGACUUAUUUUUGGUUAUUAGAAAUAUUAAUUAUAUGUAUAUGCGUACAGAAAAGAUAUUGAGUUAAACUAUGGUGCUUUUGCUAAUCUCUUAAUUGCAUAUAUAAUUAUAAUAAGGAAAGAAUUAACAAGACCGUUCUGCCUAAAUGACACUUGAAGACUGACUAUAUUACACAAUUAACCAGUCAUCAACAGCUCAAACCUCAACCUUUAUCACUGAUUGGGCGAUAUAAUAUGUUUACCCUUUGAACUUUUAUUACUACUGUACACAGGAUAUUUUGUGUUUCCUUUAUACAUUGGUGAUGGUAUGUUUGCAUGCCGGUUUUCAGUUUCUCCAGCUAUCUUUUUGAUUCUUUGUUGCUUCACUAGUGGGCUUUUAUUGAGUUUAUUUGUGCUUGAAUGAAGAGUGUGCUUCAAACCCUGACCAGGAGAGGGUGCACUUGGAGUGAGCGAGUGAAACCUCGCUCUGUUCUUUAAACAAGAUAAAAGCACUAUUCUCUGUGCCACCAACAUACAAAUUACAGGUGUUAUGACCUACAUCAAGCAUAUUCUUUUAAAAUCUUUCACUGGUUGUCCAAAGUAUGUGUGCGUCUAUUGUACGGGUUGUGUGUGUUUGUGUGCGUGCGCGCAUAUGUGUAUAUAGUCUGUAUGUGUACUCUCACUCUGGAACCUCAUGCCUCAAUACGUUUGGUUUCUAUGGGAAGAGGGCCAGUCAGUGAAACCUACUGACUGAUGUUUAAACAUGUUUUAAUUACAAUAUAUUAUUGUUCAUAUUAAUUUCCAUAGUACAGUUAAAUAUAAACGCAUAAUUAUAUCCCUCAUCCUCUAAAAUGCUUGACAUUAAUUUAAGAGAAAUUACAUGAAUAACCUGUGUUAUAUCCAAAUUAAACUAUAUUUGUGGUCAAUUUCUAAUUUUACUGUCCAGUAUAUACUCUUGAAAUGUAUUAAAGAAUGGUGAGAUAUUACACAUUCCAAAGUGCGCUCCUGCAUUUAACUAAAAUUUUGAAAUAAUAGGAAGACUUUGUCAGAUUGUUUUAGCUUUGACCAAUAAUAAUGAAUUGGUUAGCCUUAUUUCUGUCCAAGUUAGCAAAUAGUACUUUGACAUUCUUUUGCUUGACCUACCUGACAGUAGCAGGCCCUCUGUGGCAGGCCCGUUUCUGACCAUUUUGGCACCCCAAGGCGAGAUUUCAAAUUUUCGCCUGGGGGAGCAUUCUCAUCCCGCUGGUUCGUGGUCCAGUCUGCAUUGGCGCCCCCCACAGCUGGUGGCACCCUAGGCGACUGCCUAAUUCGCCUACGCUUAGAAACGACCCUGCUCAAUUGUGGGUCCAAUUGAACACAGUAAUCGGCAUAUUUAAAAAUUUUCGCACAUUGUUUUGGUGUCAGUCAGUAACUGUACAAGCACUUGCUGUGCGUGCUGAUGAUUAUAAAACAUUUUGGAUGUGCCAGUAGAUGUACUCAAUCAGCCUUUACAAAUCAAGUGUCAGAGGAGGCUAAAACAUUUUGGAUGUGCCAGUAGAUGUACUCAAUCAGCCUUUACAAAUCAAGUGUCAGAGGAGGCUGAAACAUUUUGGAUGUGCCAGCAGAUGUACUCAAUCUGCCUUUACAAAUCCAGUGUCAGAGGAGGCUACUAGUGUGGCUUUGUGUAUUCAUUUUGUUUGUAUUAUUAUAAUUAUUUUUGUGUCCUGCAGUAAUGUGACUGUUCCCAAGCAAUACAGGAGUAAUGUAUAGCUGCAUUUGUGGAAUGCCUUGGCGAACUGUAUGGAAAUGUAUUAUUAUUAUUUUUUUUUAUCUGAAGUGGGAUAAAACACAAAAUUAACCUCUGCAUAUUGUCAAACAAAUUCCUGCCAUGUUGUAACAUUAUCUUGAUGUGCUGCCCCAUUAAAUGUAAGUGUAUCCACAGUAUCAUUUUGUCCUAUUGCAGAUUUUGACUCCUCAUUCUGAGGACAGGCAGGAUUUCACUCAGAGAUGUACAGUGUGCCAUCAGGUACUGAAUCGCGUACUGCAUUGUUUUGUGUGUUACCUUCACAAAAAAGUACUGUCUGCAGCUGUACCACAGACCAGUGAUGUUAUCAGACACCAUGAACUUUGAUAUAUACUGUCAUAUUUACAUGGUAUUCUAAGGUACUUAUAUUAUUAUCGUGGUGUAUGUUUAAAAAAAUACAAACUACAGACAGCCAUCUCUGAAUAGGGCAAGUUAUAUCCAAACAAGAGUUGUUGAAACCAAUGUGGAUUUUGCGGCUUGUCUUGUAUUCAAAAUUUAUAUAUUAAAGGUGCACUAAAUACAU
This is a messenger RNA of Xyrauchen texanus (razorback sucker), 4287 nucleotides long. Its product is annotated as ethanolaminephosphotransferase 1-like. Gene Ontology annotation, molecular function: ethanolaminephosphotransferase activity. Gene Ontology annotation, cellular component: Golgi apparatus; endoplasmic reticulum membrane. Gene Ontology annotation, biological process: phosphatidylethanolamine biosynthetic process. The record is from RefSeq and is a predicted model, not a curated record. The transcript is spliced from 10 exons. Lineage: Eukaryota; Metazoa; Chordata; Actinopteri; Cypriniformes; Catostomidae.